AUGGUACUUCCCGAUUUAUGUGGCGCAUACCACCGCCCCCCCAACCCUCAACACCCUCAUGGCAAGCACUAUGCCAAUUAUUCAGUGACAGAAAAAUCGGUAUCUCACGGAAUCCAACCAAAACCGCCGCAGGUCCGGGCGGGGCCGAAAACGGCCGUGCUGCCAGAGAGCUACAACGUCGAGAAGGUCAUCUCGUGGCGGCAGAGAGCUGGGGGGAUCGAGCUUCUGAUCGCCUGGGAAGGCGACGAUGUCGAUGGUUGGACGUGGGAUCCCCUCGACAACAUCCCCGAGCGGUUUGUUCGGGCCUUUCAUGCGCAACGCCAACGUCUCCCGCCAUCCUUUUUCUACGUCGUGACCAUGAUGCGCGACCGGAUCGGCUUCAAGCUGCUCGAGAGGACCGGCCCGAUGUUUGGGGUUGCUGUCCUGGCGCACGAGCUGGUUGUGCACGCGAAGAAGACGCUCAAGCAGCCGUGGGCGGCGGAGCCUGUCUGGCACCGCCUGCGCGCUAGCGGCUGGUGCGACCAGCUAGUGCCGCUUUAG
Molecule: messenger RNA, 540 nt
Organism: Emiliania huxleyi CCMP1516
Lineage: Eukaryota; Haptophyta; Isochrysidales; Noelaerhabdaceae
Exons: 2
Coding region: 1-540 (179 amino acids)
Source: RefSeq, a predicted model, not a curated record